This is a messenger RNA of Alternaria ventricosa, 2001 nucleotides long. RefSeq lists its product as uncharacterized. The coding region runs from base 1 to 2001 and encodes 666 amino acids. NCBI's taxonomy places the organism in Eukaryota, Fungi, Ascomycota, Dothideomycetes, Pleosporales, Pleosporaceae. The transcript has a single exon. The record is from RefSeq and is a predicted model, not a curated record.
AUGGCGUCAGCAGCUCCUCCCAGGCGUUUCAAGGUCGAGCCCAUCGAGACAACUGUCUCGUCCUCCAAGGACAAGGCUGCGGCACAGCAGGACAAAGCUCCGGCACAGCAGGCCGAGAGGCCGAAGCCACGGAGGUUUGCACCACAGCCAAUAGAGACGACAAAAUCAAGUUCCAAGUCUAGCCGUAGGUUUGCGCCCGAGCCCGUUGAGACUACCAAGAGGUCCAACCGUCGCUUUGCUCCCGAGCCCGUGGAGACGACCACACGAAGCAGUCGUCAGAAGUUUGCCAAGGACUGGGAAGAGCAAACGUCCCCCACCGGGAAGUUCAAAGCGGAUCCUAUGGAAGCGGCUUCAAGCUACAGUAGCCAGUACAAGGGUUCUCUAAAACUGCCUACCAAGAAAUUUCGACCGCAAUUGAUCGAAACUGCCCAAAGACAUCGCAAGGCUGGGGACGACACUCCCGCAAUACAACCGUCCGACAAGACUGAGGCGACCCCGGACUCUGCAAUAAGUGCCCGGAAAGCAAGGAUACUGGGAAUCCCUCCCACACCGCCAACAAACACACCGACUUUUGAUAUCAAACAGAACCCUUUGUUUUUGGAGAUACAACGCAACGCCUCACCGUGUAGGCGCCGUUCGUACUUUAGCUCCUCGCAGCACUCGUUUCGUGUUCCUGACUUAGACCCGAUUGAGUCUUCCGAGUCUGAAGCAUCUGCGCCGCCAUCGCCGACGGAGUCGCCACCUUACACUUCAGACCAUUCGUUUAUGUACAAAGAAGCUACUCGACGACGAGAAAGUGUUGACGACAGUUCUGCUGGCUACCUACUUGAGUUGGCUGCUAAGGCUGCAGAGAAACAGCUUCGGGAACAGGCUUUGGCCGCAUUCCCGAACAGCGACUUCCACGAACCCGUGGCUCAUUACGUGGAUCAUGACACAGAAGGCUCAGAGCCAUCAGUCACUGAGGCCAAGCCGCAGCGAGAACCGUCCUUCACGCAGGUUAAUUGGGAUUUAAUUGCCAUGCGUGAGUAUCAAGAGAAGCAGAAAGCCGGUAAAGAGGAGCAGAAGCCGAAAGAGUAUCACAAGCCUGCUUUCAGCCCAUUCGGAAACCCAGCCGGCUUUCUGGAUGCUGCUACGGCCAAGAAGUUUGCGAACGAGCGAAAAGACCCCGAAUUAGAGCGUCAACGCAAAGAAGCCCGACCUCCCAUGCUUGGACAGGACAUCAAAUUCCCUCGAUGUGCAUCACCGGAGCCAUCUCGUUUUGACCCUACUCAAGGAUGCGAUGCGGUCAGGACGGCUAUGUGCUAUCUCUCUGAGCAGUCCAAGGCCGCGUCUGAAACAGGAGAGAGCCUAUGGUGUGGAAAAGGCAAUGGCAGGCAAACAAGUACAACACCAUCACUGUGGUCCAAUGCCAACAGCCGAGCUUCAAGCACGCACGGGUUGUGGGGUGGUUUCUGCGUCAACGGUGGAGACAAGUCCCCACGCGGGCCAGCCGGUCUACUCACACCCCACAAUGAGAAGCCAAACCCCAUGUCACCUUGUCCAACGCCCUCUACGAGCCUCUUGCCACCUACGCCUCCGGCAUCGAGCUCCGGCGUCACUUUUGGGCAAACGGACUUCUCGGGCAUCGAUGAGAAGCUCGCUGUCGAGCAGUCCAUCGAAGAAGAAUUUGGUGACAACUUUGUUACCCAAGUGUACAAUUACCUGUCACUCGGAUAUCCAUCAAUGGCACGUCCGUUCGAUGAAGAGCUUUCAAAGAUUUCGCACAUUCCCAUUUCCGAGUUGAGGCAAGACGAUCACCUCGCCUCAUCCCGUGGCUACAUUCGUCUGGGCAACGACGGCAAUUUGAAGGACACCCAGAUUACCGAGGAGACAUGCAUGCGCUGGCGCGCCUUACGCAUAUAUAUCCAGGAAUGGGCGAGGCAACACCCCCACAUGGCUGAAGAUGAAUUCAUGGCUGGGGGGCGUGGAACUGCCGUUAGGAAAGGCAGUUGGGCGCUCUAG